Triplophysa rosa is the source of this 4470-nucleotide messenger RNA. It is a transcript of the gene vwa5b2, whose product is annotated as von Willebrand factor A domain containing 5B2. NCBI's taxonomy places the organism in Eukaryota, Metazoa, Chordata, Actinopteri, Cypriniformes, Nemacheilidae. The record is from RefSeq and is a predicted model, not a curated record. The coding region runs from base 104 to 4087 and encodes 1327 amino acids. The transcript has 22 exons.
CGCCCAGGGAAUGAUGGAGAGGAAAAAAGAAAGAAACCUGUGACACCUCAUCGUCCCAAUCACAGCAAACCGGGUUAAAAUCACAGAACAUCACAUCAAGAAAAUGCCAGGAUUGAAAAACCGUGUCACAUGGGCACCACUGCUGUUGAAGACAUCCCGCAUCACUUCCUGUGCCAAUGGGUGCUCUCUAGGAAUCACCGCUCAUCUGGCAUACGUGAAUACUGAUCCUGAACCAGUGGAAGGUGUGUUUGUGUAUCCUCUGGGGGAGAAGGAGGUGGUGGUGGGUUUCGAGGCAGUGGUGUCCGGCAGACUGGUCAGUGUGGAGCUCCAGAGUCGUGGAAAGCUAGAGGAAUGCUGUUUGACCUGCUGCCCUGGACCGACGCUUUACGCCCAGUGUGGCCACAACAAGGACUGGGGAUGCUGUGGAGGAACAAGUCUAGACAUACAGUGCUCCAAUGGUCAUCUGUUGCUGGAUGAGGACCUGGAGAGAAGCACAUUUAUAGUGAGCACAGGCCAAAUUGGACCUUUAGAAAUUGUGUCGGUUGUCAUAAGCACUACUCUUGAACUCCCUACGCUUGAAAAUGGUGCCAUCCGACUGGUCUACCCCACAGUGUUCACACCAAUAAUCAGAGCUCGGGUCCAACCGUGCAAAAGUGAAAACGGGGGGAAACUAGAGCAGAACAGCCCGACUACGUGCUUUGGCAGUGCGUCUGGGAAGCAGGAGAGGAUGUUGGAAAUCGGGCACCAGUGUGCCCAUGCUGUCCUAACCAGCUCUGCUACAAACCUUUCAUCUUAUCAGCUCAGCUUCCAGCUGCUGGUUCGAGGAGCCUGUCUUCUAGCCGGUCUGGAAAGCCCCACCCACUCUCUGCGCGCAGAUGCUGACCCCAGCGCACAGUGUGCGUCUGCAACCUACAUCACGCUGGCCGAGGAGCAUCCAUGUGACCGACAUCUGGAGAUAAUUCUGCACCUUAGUGAGCCUCACAGCCCAUUGGUCAUUCUGGAGAGGGGACGGCUCACCUUUAGCGAAUACGAGCAACAGAUCCGCGCUCGACGUGAUUUCAUUCGCUGUGGACGUAAGGAGGCGGAGUCUGAGAAGAGGCUGGAGUUCAUUCGGAAGCGUUACCAUAAGGAUCUGCUCCUGAACCCUGUCCUGAUGCUUAACUUCUGCCCAGACCUCCUGUCAGAACCAACAGAUCUUCAGCAGGCCAGCAGAGAGCUCAUCUUCCUCAUAGACAACACCACCACUAUAUCACAGCACAGCAUCAACAAGAUCAAGGAGGGAAUGUUAGUGGCCAUUAAGAGCUUGCCCACUCGCACCAAGCUAAACAUCAUCGGUGUCUGCUCAACAGUUCGACCUCUGUUCAGCUCCAGCAAACCCUGCACAGAUAGCACAGUGAUGCAGGCGUUGGAGUACAUCCAGAAGAUGCGGUCAGAGCAGGGUGUUGCUAACCUGUGGGGGGCGCUCUCAUGGGUCUAUCGGCAACCAGUGCAACGCACCUGCCCACGACAACUCUUCCUCCUGAUGGAUGGAACACAGAGCAAUGUAGGACGAGUUUUAGAGCUGGUCAGGAGAAACACGUGCAACGUCAGGUGUUUUGGCCUGGGCCUUGGUCCUCUGGCCUGUCGGAGGCUACUGCAGGGCGUUGCCAAGGUUACGGGUGGCAGUACAGAGUUUCUCAGUGAGGACGAGAGGCUUCAGCCAAAGCUGUUGAAAUGUCUGAAGAAAGCUCUGGAACCUGCGUUAACGGAUGUACGGAUCGACUGGUAUGUGCCAGAGAAUGUGGAGGCCAUUCUGUCACCCAAUGAAAUUCCUCCGCUUUACCCUGGCAAUUCCCUGAUUGGCUAUUGCACUCUAUAUGACGUGGGUAGAUUCAAGGCACAGAAAACUGAGGUAAAGUCUCACGCACACAAAGGACGACCACAUGAUUCAGUCGGGUCAGUUUUUGAGCUCUCUCCCUCCACUUCUGAGCUCCUGCAGCCUUUGGUUCCUCGGGAGGAGCGAGAGAGAGAGACGGCUAAAGAGUGUGGGUUGGAGGGAGACUUCGAGGAGGCGUUGAGGGAAAUCACACGAGAAAUCUCGUCCGAGUUCUCCUGCGCACACGCCAGCAAUAACGUCGGCAGCCCUGGUGGCGACACUGACUACAGCAGCAGUGAUGUGCGCUGGCGUAUUCAACAGGACUCGUAUGUUCAGGACCAGUAUGUGUUGACCUGCUGUUCUCUGAGCAGUGAAAGGGCCUACUCCUCUCCAUCUCACCAAGCGGAGAGCUCUGUGCUGGGCAUGGGUUCUCUGCCACACGGCCUGGAGAAAAUGGAGCCUCCGCAGGGCAGAGGGCUCUCACGCUGGGAAUCUCCAUGGGCACAGAAUGCCACCUGUUCGGGGGAAACCACAUAUGGGAAGACCGGCAAGCUGUUGGACCGCGACGAGUCUCACCGCAGACAGAAGGCACUAGCUCGUUCUGCUCUGGCCGGUCGAAGUUUCUCAUCGCCGCAGGGUGACCUGGACAUGCACCGCCUGCGGAGAGCGCUAGAGAGGGUCUCAUUUGAGCAGGCGGUGGGGGGCCGGCUGGAGGAGAGUGACACAGAUACUCACAGUACUCCUCGAGGAGCUCUGUCUCGCCCGAGCUUGACAGAUUCCAGUCUCCUGUUCCCUGGUUCCCCUCUGGACUGGGACAACUUCACCGAUUUGGAAGGCCUGUUUUCAGCCGCUCCCCAGGUCACCGGGGCCCAGUGCCGCUCGGUCAUCCACGGCACACAGGGAGGAAGAUCCUUGUCUUGGGAGGUCUGUGUGGACCUGUCUCCUCUGGGAGCCCCUGAGGGCACAGCAACCCCAUCAACCGGUGGCAGGCCCUGGGAUGAGAUCAUUCACCAGCUGACUGCACGCUCCGUCAUCAGAGACUUUGAAAACAUGGCUGAAAAAGAGACGGAUAUAGAACACGAGAGAGGCCCAUCCAAGAGAUAUCGAAUGAAAGCCAUCCAGACCAGCAAAAGCUGUGGAAUCGUCAGCAUGUACACCAGCUUCGCCACCACAGACACCAAUGUGAGAGGACAGCUGGACAGCAGAGACUUGGAACACACAGUUAUGCGGUUUGGGACCAGACACAGUUCUCAGUCUGGCAGCAGAAGACAUAGGUUGUGUUCGGUCGGAUUCGGACGCCGCUCGUCCAGCAGAGGCAGCGAAGAGACAGAAGAUACGCAUGCCUCCACAGACAGAGACGACACCCCUGCAUCACCCUGCAGCAUGACAUCCUGGGACAGCAGCACAGGUGGAAGCAUCAGUCCGUCAGCUGUGUCGUCUCGAUCUCAGCGUUCUGUGGAGAGUUUCUUUGGGUCCAGGUUCAAUCUGGGCAGACUCAAGAGCAGCAAUGGUCCAGGAAAACAAGCUCCUCUUAAACCUCACUGUCUUUCUGCAGAAACUGACAGACACACAGAUACAGACACACCCGACUACCUGCCACUGGUGCGUCUGCAGCUGGCCUCAGGUGCGUUCUUGCUGUCCGAGUCAUACUCGGAGUGUAUUCUGAUUCCUCUGGAUCGUCUGAAAAGAGCAUCUCCAUACCUCAGCCACCGCAGCAGUCUGAGUCCCCCGUUCCGCUGUACCUCCCCACCCGCUGUGCCUUUGGCUUCAGCAAGACACAGGUCGGAGGACCAAACUUCAGCCAGAGUGCUUCACACCAGCUUGCGGCAUCACCACGAAGAACCCCACAGCUCUGAAGAGGGGUCUCCAAAAUUGAUGGGCGGAGUCGCACAGGCUGACAGUGGGCGGGGCUCUGAGACAGACAUGUGUGAAGGCCCUCCUGUGGAUCCUGCAGAAGAGCAGGGAGAGGAGCUGGCACUGAUGGAUGUAGAGAGUUCGAGCUGGGCUACGGCCGUGGCUUUGGCCUGGCUGGAGCACCGCUGCGCAGGGUUUUUCGUGGAGUGGGAACUGGUGGCGGCCAAAGCUGAUUUCUGGUUGAAGUGUCAAUCACUGCCCGAGGGCGUUGACCUGGCGGGGUUGAGGGCAGCGGCCAGGCAACUUUUUCUCCUGUUACGCCACUGGGACGAAAAUAUCAAACUGAACGUGCUCUGCUACAACCCUAAUAACAUGUGAGGAAGAAACUUGAAGGGACAGUUCACCCAAAGAUGAAAAUUCUGUCAUCAUUUGCUCAGACCCCUAUGCAGGCUUUACCUUUUCAAUGGCCUUCUAUCGAAUUAUGCAAUAGAUUCAGUUAUUUCCAGUACUGUAGGUCUGAGAGAAUGUUCUUGCAGCAAUAUCAAAUCAUGUGACCAUACAUUGAUCUGUAUGAGUCUGACUAGUUUAUUCUUAUUUUUGUCUGUUUCAAGUUUCUUUUAGGUCACCUGUCCGACCAUUCCUGUUUUCUGGUUAGUGAUUGAUUUGUGUGUUUAUAACUGAAUGCUUGCUUUGCCUUAUAAUAUUUCUGAUCGAAAAUCUAGCAAUCUUCAGAAAUGUAAUGUACUUAAUAAAUUUGCUAA